Messenger RNA from Merops nubicus (carmine bee-eater), 778 nucleotides. RefSeq names its product C-type lectin domain family 3, member A (gene CLEC3A). The coding region runs from base 62 to 649 and encodes 195 amino acids. The record is from RefSeq and is a predicted model, not a curated record. Lineage: Eukaryota; Metazoa; Chordata; Aves; Coraciiformes; Meropidae. The transcript has 3 exons.
UGCUCUCAGAGCUGCUAGAGAGAAUCUCUUGAAGCUUCUUGCUGCGUUCCUUAGAAGAGACAUGGCACAAACUGGACUUAUGAUUUUUCUACUUAUAAGCAUGCUACUGCUGGAUCAGACCAUCAGCCAGACUUCCAAAUUCAAAGCCAGGAAGCACAGUAAACGCAGAGUGAAAGAAAAAGAUGACCUAAAGACCCAGAUUGACAAGUUGUGGCGAGAAGUAAAUGCUUUGAAAGAAAUGCAAGCACUUCAGACAGUCUGUCUUCGUGGGACAAAGGCCCAUAAGAAGUGCUACCUCAUAUCAGAAGGCACCAAACACUUUCAUGAAGCCAAUGAAGACUGCAUAGCCAAGGGAGGGACGCUGGCUAUCCCGAGGAGUAACGAUGAAACAAACACUCUUCGAGAGUAUGGCAAGAAAAGUAUGCCCAGAGUGUCUGAGUUUUGGUUGGGCAUUAACGACCUGGUCAAUGAAGGGAAGUUUGUUGAUGUCAAUGGCAUGGCUCUACAGUACCUCAACUGGGACCGUGCCCAGCCAAACGGGGGGAAGCGUGAGAACUGUGUCUUUCUUUCUCAGUCCUCACAAGGGAAGUGGGUGGAUGAAGUCUGCCGUACUGCCAAAAGGUACAUUUGUGAGUUUCUGAUCCCAUAAUUGCAUAGACAGAUGACCAUGACCAUGUUUUGGGUUAUUAACAUGCAGAUUUGCUUGUUAGUAACCCCUCCCACUUAGAUGGUGGCAAGUUAAAAAUAUCCAUCACCUGCAUUAUACUCACUCUUUCCU